Malaclemys terrapin pileata is the source of this 3896-nucleotide messenger RNA. RefSeq names its product transmembrane protein 70 (gene TMEM70). The transcript has 5 exons. The record is from RefSeq and is a predicted model, not a curated record. The coding region runs from base 1822 to 2289 and encodes 155 amino acids. Gene Ontology annotation, cellular component: lipopolysaccharide receptor complex; mitochondrial membrane. Lineage: Eukaryota; Metazoa; Chordata; Testudines; Emydidae. Gene Ontology annotation, molecular function: lipopolysaccharide binding; Toll-like receptor 4 binding; lipopolysaccharide immune receptor activity. Gene Ontology annotation, biological process: innate immune response; mitochondrial proton-transporting ATP synthase complex assembly; toll-like receptor 4 signaling pathway.
UAAAUAAGUGAUCUGAUUUUCAAAAAUACUAAGCACCCAACAACUUCUACUGAACUCGAUGAGAGCUGUUGGAUGCUCAGACCACUGGAAAAUCAAGCCACUUAUUUAGAAGCCCAGAAUAGAUUUAGAAGCCUAAAGUUAGGAUUAUAUUUUUAAAAAUCUUGACCUUAAGCUCUUUACUAAGUCUGGCCGAAAUAAAAAAGUGCAAAAAUUAAUGAGAUUAUAGAAAUAUUAUAGACAUCUGUUUAGCAAAUAGUCAUUAGAAUGCAGUUGGAUAAGACAGUGAAAGAAUCACCUAGCUUCUCAGGUCUCAGAGCCAUCCCUCUCUUGAAGACAAUAGACAUUGGCCUCACAUGACUGAGUGUGCCCCAUCCGUGGUGACUUGGGUAUUGUCAAGUGGGCUUAUUAAUGCUCAUCUGCAUCAUAUUCCAAAUCUCAUUUGUAGUACCAACAAUGUGCUUAUCAUUAAGGAAGACAUGAAAUAAGGAAAAUCUCUGCCCCAAAGAAAUUCUAGUAUAUUGUAAGAGAGAGAAGGCCCAACACAGUGAGAAACACAGAAGAGGGAAUAAUGUAGAGCUGAGGGGUUUUAUUUUGAUUUAUUUUUUAAAUGUUGGUUAACUUCUUGUGGGCACUGCAUCAGGGGCCCCAUGUUUGAUGGUCGAGGAGGUCUUUCCUAUAAAAAUAGCUAGGUCAGUCUCAUGCCUCUUACUGAUUAUACCAGGGGUCAGCAACCUUUCAGAAGCGGUGUGCCGAGUCUUCAUUUAUUCACUCUAAUUUAAGAUUUUGCGUGCCAGUGAUACAUUUUAAUAUUUUUAGAAGGUCUCUUUCUAUGUCUAUAAUAUAUAACUAAACUAUUGUUGUAUGUAAAGUAAAUAAGGUUUUUAAAAUGUUUAAGAAGCUUCAUUUUAAAUUAAAUUAAAAUGCAGAGCUCCCGGACCAGUGGCCAGGACCCGGGCAGUGUGAGUGCCACUGAAAAUCAACUCGCGUGCCGCCUUCAGCACCCGUGCCAUAGGUUGCCUACCCCUGGAUUAUACCACGCAUGACGUCCUUCUCCUACCCACUCUAAUUCCCAGUUAUUCAGGCCUGGUACUCUUUUGCCGAGUUAGAUGACAUGGUCAUCUUCUGCAUCAUGUCAGCUAGUCAUGGCCAAGUCUUGUCUCAGCUAGGUUUGACAUUGUCAUCUAAUUAGAUUCCUCGCAAUUUUAUUACAAAUACUAAGAUUUCCUAGUGAUGGUAAGCUGUGUGUGAAAUAUGUUCUUGGAAAAUCUUUGGCUAAUGUAUCUCAAUAAGAAAGUGAACUUUUUAAAAUCAGUUGAAUAAAGAUUCUCUAAAUUUCUUAUAUUACACAGCAAAGCUCUCCUCAGCCAUGGUAAUUAUGCUUUGAGACGCUACUUCUGAUAAAUCAACUACACUUCCUUUUACGUAAUUGUGGUAAUCAUCUAUUUAGAUUUUUUCCAACUUCUCUAUUUGGUGUAAAAUAUUUUCUCUUUCAUUAUUCGUUUGUGGCUUAAAACCACAUUGCUAAUACAAUCCAAAAUGUGAUCACCUUGGAAAAAUGUAACAGUAGAUUCAGAAUUUCCCCUUCUUCCCAUAACUUUAUUACAAAGAUAGCUAGCAUAAAUUCAGUAAAAUAUCAAAUUAAGUGUACAGAGAAUUUGAGGAAAUGUAACAAAAAAAACCCAACCCCCCCCCCCAAUAAUCAUGUGGCUCGUGAUGACUAAGUCUAACUUUGUUCCUCUUUCCUGAAAACAAAGUGUUCAAGUAAAAUAUUCACCCAGAUAGUACCCCCUUUAUUUUUGAAAGGCUUGAAGAUAUACAAGCAUGUUUCAGCUUGUUUUUUUCAUUCUGUUUACUUCUGGAUUCACUGAAUCACAAGGAAAAAAAGUGCUUUGCAGCUCCUCAGAUGUAGAAAUAUCGUAUUCCUUUUGCGAUUCUAUGGACCAUGUUUUGUUCCUUAGUAUAGUCCCUUGUUCCUUUAGCGAAAGUCGUUGGAAAGUUACUCUUUUAUGGAUUCCAAGGAGUGAUAUCAUCUUUUUGGAGAGCAGCAUGCAUGUAUGGUAUGAUGCUGCAAAUUUAUUAGAAUGGAAAAAUGUUAUUUGCAGUGGAUUUGAUGAUGACUAUUCAUUUUGUGGAACUCUGAAGGGAGAGACGCUCAAUACAACAUUUGAAUUUAGCGGUUUAAAGAUGGAAUUGCCGAAGGGAAUAUAUACGAUUUUUUUAAGAUUAUUAUCUGGUCCUUCUGAGAAGAACUUGCUCCUGUGUACGAAUGUCACCUUGUUAAUAAAAUAGCACGGUUAAGGAAUUUCUGAAUAAGAUGAUUGUUUCAAUUCAUUGAGGAACACAACUGCUGCUGCCAGGAACUGGAAUUUUAUCACUGAAAUAAUAAACAGACUGAUUUUGCAUGGGUAAGAAUGCAAAAUGCACUGUACUGUACGCAUAAUUAUAAGGAAGAGGAAUAGUCUCAUCCAUUCAUAUACUUGCUAUAAUCAAAUGGCCAGCCAAUUUGUGCAAAAUUUCUAUGUGAAAAUUAGGUACAAAUGCAUACUGUUUAAUCUACAGAAUGACCCUGAAAUGGUGUCGUAGUUACAACUGUAUUUCAAUUCUACCUCUUGUGUUAUGCAGAAUGUGCGUAUUUCAGAUUCUGCUAAGCUAAGACAAGAAUGUUUGCCAGAAUUUAUUUGAUAUAAAAGAAAAAAGAAAAUCCUGUAUAUUCUCUUGUUCAUUCUGUCUGUUUAGCUUCAAUAGCUAUUCUAUACUCAGUCAUUUAUUUGCACCACCACACGUAACAGUGCUUAGCCUCCCUCUCCACCUGAGCAUUGGGCCCUCUGUGAGAGGCACUUUGUGUCAGCUCAGCAUAGGUCUUCGUGUGGAGGGUGCCAAGAGCCCUCCGUGGGUUGGUGGUGUCAGAGGGAACCAGACCCACAAACAAGGUUCUCUCUUCAGGAAGAGUGCGUGUGGUGACCUUUUCUCACAGGGCCACUGUGCGGGGACUUGAUGUCAUCCUCAGGGAUUUUGUUUUGAACCAUCCUUUGCUCCAGCCAAAGAGGAGUAGCAGAGGAGGCAGCAGUGGCAAGGUGGUCCAAUGGACACAGCAGUGGGCUAUGCCCUCCCUCUGUCCUGGUCCAUCAGGGAAACAUGGGAGGAAGCCAGGGUUCUCCUCCUCUCCCUUGGUCACUAGAGAAGGAGAAACAAUGGCAGACCAGGGAGGAGGGAGAUCCUGAUCUGCAAGAGGAGCAGCCUGCUGCAUUUAGGGUGACCAGACAGCAAGUGUGAAAAAUCAGGACAGGAGUGGGGGGUAAUAGGUGCCUAUAUAAGACAAACCCCCAAAUAUCGGGAGUGUCCCUAUAAAAUCGGGACAUCUGGUCACCCUAGCUGCAUUGGUAAGCAAGCCCCUCUUCCCUUGGCCCAGCUGGAGAGUGAAAGCCAGGAUCGUAGUGGCAAAGGCCAUCUUCCACACUAGUGAGGGCUCCCACCCAGGAGCUGCUGCUGCUGCAGCAGAGUUUUGGUCCUUCUAUGCUCCCAGCUAGGAUUCUUUUCACCAUGAGUUGCUGUGCAGUGGCUGUGGUGGUCUGAACUGCCUCCCCACUGGAAAUUGUGUACUGCUUUGGUCGACCAUCUUCAGGAUCUUCCACUGCUUGGGGUGGGCCUUGGUCCAGUCAAGUGUGUUUGGUCAGCAGAGCCAUGCAGUCUCCCUGGCUCUUGUACUAUAAGCAGGGUCUGAAUGAAGCUCUCCCUGGAUGAGCUGGAGGAAAAAGAUCUCAGGACCAGACUAUAUUUACAUGAACACACUUACUCUGCCUAAGUAUUCAGCACACAAAGCCUUGUUGCCAAAGUGAUCAAUUUUGGCUGGUGGUUGGUUACAAAUCACUUUGUAAGCAGAGGUAAUUAAAUGUUAU